Molecule: messenger RNA, 6048 nt
Organism: Symbiodinium necroappetens
Lineage: Eukaryota; Dinophyceae; Suessiales; Symbiodiniaceae
Source: the annotation of a GenBank genome assembly
AUGGAGGCUGCGGAGAUGGACGGAGGCCUUGGAGUUGGCCUCCUGGAAGAGGCAUUUCGCAGUCCUGCCGAGGAGAAUGUCGGCCCGGCUUACACUGUGGAGUGGGAUCACAGCCUAGCCGAGCUGACGCAUGCAUCCAGGUCACCAAUACCUGGCCAAGUGCGGGAAGCCUUUGGCCGUGCGCGGCAGCGUGCAAACUGCGGUUUGUUUGCCGAGGGACUGGCCUGGGCGUCCUUAGAUGACGUGUUGUAUUUGUGGGACUACUCGGACAUGUCCCCGAGUGUUCACUCGGUCCCGGGCGAUUCUGCCAUCAUCUCGGUUGCGCUGUGCCCUGCCAAAUCGGGGAUUUUUGAGACUCAGCAGCCGCGCUGGGUGCUGGUAAUUGCCACCAGGCUAUCAGUAAGCCUUGUUGGCGUGAAUUUCGCUCGAAAAGAGAUUCGAGCUUCACGCGUGCCAGAUGCUACUCCGGCUAAUGUUUCACUGAGCGACUGGACGUCUUCAGCCAGAGCUGGGAUUCCAGGAGUGCCAGUCAACUCAACCCAAAGCCAAAGCAGCUUACAUUUUGUCCCUCUGCAGGGCUUUCGCGCCUUAUCUGAGGGUGCUUUAUUCCAUUCCAUUCAUUCUUCUCCGGGUGGGCGCAUUUUCCUAUUGUCUGGCGCACCACACAUCUAUGAGCUCUUGUGCUCACAAGCUGGCUGGUAUCGUGCAAAGUGCAGACUAGUACGACAUUGUGUGGGACCAGGCUGGUGGAAGAGUCCGAAGCCUGGCCGCCUGCGGCUGCUAUCUUGUGGUCCUGCAGGCCAUAUUCUUACAUGCGACGAUGUCGGAACUCUACGACUGUGCUGGGCGAUGGAUCAGAUUGGAGGUUCUUCCACUCUGGAAGAGCUGGCCUCGCUAACUGCAGUGGCUCUGCGUGACCAGGUCCGAGCCAUCACUCAAGGUUCUUUGGCAUCCUUCACGCUGACGCACUUGUUCUGCUGGAUGGGUGCGACUGGCCAGCUUCUCCUGGAUGCCACGACCAUUGCCGGAGAGCGACUACAUUUUGUCUGCUCUGUGGAAGGAUCGACUCGACGAAAAUACGGCUUCUGGCUUCAACAUCUUGCCAGCUCUUGGUCAUCACGUCCAAGCGCUGAAAGCCAUGAGAGCCGAAGUGUGCGGAUCUCCUGUUUGGAGGAGCAUCCGGAUCCAUGCUUUUUCGCACCUGGUGCUGACGGUGCUUCGACACUGGGCUCCGUCUGGCUAUGUGCAGCCUUGCGAAGGGCCGGUGCAUCAGCAUCAGAUCUCGCGGUGUCGGUUCGACUGAAUGGCGUGCCACACGAUCACUUUCAGCCUUUGAGCCCCAAGCAGGCAGUGGAGAUGCAGGGUAUGCUCAGUUUUGAUGCUCCAGUGCUGGCCAUUGCUCAAGAACAGUCACAACCUACAUGCCAGAAAUUCGCUGUCCUCCUGGCUGACCGUGUACAGACAGUGACCAUCGCGCACCAGGCAUCGGCAGCGAAGAGAGCCCCGGCGGAAGCAGCGGAAUGUUGCCUAUUCCUGCAGUCCUUGACUUCCGGAACAGCUCCUGGUGGAGCCACAGGCAGCCGGAUCCAAUACGACUGGUGCUGGAGCCUAGACGACGCCCGCUUCCCGACCUUUGAGGAGCAGCGACGUGCGCAACUACUGAACCAGGCUGUUCCAAAGAUGAUCUUGGGUCGCUGGCCUUCGGGACUUUUGCGUUUUCUGUCCGAGACGCUGCGCAGUGUUUGGACUCGGCCCCUGCUCUUGACACCGGCUCGUGUCGUGGAGGUCCCUUCGCUGCCGCUCAGCCUGUGCCGUAAGAGACGAAGGUGCGCUUCGCCCCCGGUUGUCGCGAUCAGUGAAAUGGCCGCGAGAAAAAUCUUCUCGCAGCUUGAGCCAGUGAUCCAUUUCGUGGCAAAGGGGCUCGCGCACAACGCCGAAGAACAGGUGCCGUUCGGCACACCCUGCUCAGCGGUGAUGCGUGCGCAGCUCUACGUGAAGCGUACUGAGGCUGCGCACGCACCGUCCAGCUGCGACUCAGCACAAGCGCGUGUGAGAAGGGCAAUGCUGGAGCUCUUGGAUGUGAUGGAUCGAGCUCGGCAAGUUCUGGGCCUGAUCUUCAUACUGCACAAGUCGGGAUGCACGCAAGCUAUACUGGAAAGUGCACCGCUGCAAGAGCAUGACCCAGCAACUGCUUCUCAUGGGGUGGCAGAACCGGCAGAUGUCUUGUUGCCGAGUGCUGCAUCUUUGCUGCUCAGCCGAUCCUUGCGAGACCUGGUGCUGUCUCCAGUCGCACUCUGGCCUGCUGUUCAACUAUGCACUUCUCUGGUUAUGCAGGCAGUGCAAGGGAAUGCAGAUGAGUCUCCAGAACAAGAAGGUAGAUGUUUAGUGACUGCCCAGGCUUUGGCCGUUCAGCUGCGGGACUUCCACACCAUGUACAAGCAGACAGCAUAUGCAAAGAGCUACAGGUUCAUCUGGCAUGGCCCCAUAGAAGCCUCCAUGUGCAUCGACAGGCUCAUAGUGGCUGUGUUGGCUCAAUACAGGACGCAACGAGCCUUGUUGACGAUCAGUGGCUUGGUUGCUGCAGAAAGCUUUGCGAUUUUGCCGAGCAUGGCGGACCAAAGCAUACCUCCUGCAGAGCUGAAGCAGCGACGAAAGAGCUUGAAUGAGUCGAGGUUAAAGACUGCCCGCCUGUCCGUCGCCGGUACUUCGCAUACUCCUCGUCCAGAGCAGCGGAGUCAAGGCAGGUCUCUGGGCCGGACCAAGCGUCAAUUGGACAAGCGACCAGUUUUGCGGCUGCUGGCAGAACUUGCCCCUGCACUCAAAGAAGAGAGAAGUACCGCCGACAGUGCAUCUGACGUCUUCUGGCUUGCUCUGGCAGUGGCAACCACAUCCUUGGUGUUCGUACGACGCGACGAUGGUGUCUGGGACUCGAUCCUUGGUGCUGCGCUGCUUUGCGUCUUCUGGUACAUCGGCCAGUGCGGUGGCAGAUUUCUUGCCCAGAACUGGAAGUACUUGCCCAUCCCUUCUGCAGCGGAUGUCACCACUUUCGCCGUCCUCUCAGCCUUGAGGUCAUCUGUGGAAGGCUUGGGAGGACCAUUGGCUAGCGUCUUCUUCUUGGCCUGCGAGCGCUCGCCACGGAGCACAGACAGCACAGACGAUGCUCAGGGCUUCUGGCUGCGCUGGGUGCCAGCACUCCGUGAUGCUUCGAUGCUGCUGUUGCUGGCUCGCGUGCUGCGUGCUGGCGAAACCGCUGCCGAGCUUCUGUACAGCAGCCGGAUCCUCACGACACAGCGAUCAGAAUUGUGGCAAAACACCCGUGAGCGACGGGUGCUUGCAGUAUUGAGGGGUGCUGUCGAGAAGCAAAGCAGCGAAGAAAAGCCCGACGAGAAGUCUCUGCUGCACUUGGACGACUCUGUGCCGUUGGCCUUCGAGCGCGCGUGUGCCGAGCUCAUCGCUUCCGGGAGUCCAGGCUCUGAGCUGUGGCUGAGCUUGACUUCUUUGGCCGAAGAGGAGGAUGCAGACAGCGACGACUUCGCAGAAUUCCGAAUGAAGCGCGAGACUAGUGGCUCCAGUGCUCAGGAUGUUUUCAAGGUGGACGGGGUGGUGCUUGAGCCGGAGCAUGUGGCUGCUGGCGCUCGUGCUUUGUACCGAAAGCUGGCACCACAUGGACUGCUGAAUUUCGACAAGCUGCACACGGUCAUCGAGAACGACAUUGAAACCAAUCGCCUGUGGGCAUUGCUACAGGCACUGGAUGAAGAGAGUGAAAUAGAUGUGAACAACACAGGCAAGACGGUCAUGGAGAGACAGAGAUCCAUCUCCAUGCCGGUAGAUGCCUCGGAUGCAUUUGUGCAUUUGGUCGUGUCCACCUACAAGGAGGCUGCAAGACUGGUAUCCACAGUGGGAGAGCACUCAGCCGUAUUUGCGCAGCUACGCCGAUUUGAUACUUGCAAGGUAUUGCAGCAUUGGUUGCUAGUGAAAUGGCUGCUUGGUGAGUUUUCGCUGAGGCUGUUUUGCAGCGUGCUCUCCGUGCUUCGGCUUUCGGUCCUCGUAGUCGUCGCUGUGGGGCGCUUUGCACCAAUCACGGUGCUGCAAACAUUGAGCUGGCUUCUCUCCUCGGUACUCCUGGCAGUGUCCUUUGCUUGGGGGCCGGUUCUGCUGGACAUCUUGCAAUCCUUGGUGCUGCUUCUGCAUGUUAACCCCUUCGACACUGGUGACAUGAUUAUCUUCCGCGGAAACUAUCUACAUGUGCAGCAGAUCAAGCUUCUCAAUACAGUUUUUCGGGAUCUCUGCGACGAGGAGAUCUACAUCCGCAACUCUGUCCUUUAUGCCGAUUGUGAAGGAAUUCUCAACAUCCGCAGAUCUGGAAGAGCAUCUGCAGCCAUUGAGCUUUUGAUUCCACCACAAUCUGCCACGAAGCCGAAUCUGAAAGCACUCACUGCAGCAGCUCGUCGAUAUGCCAUGGCGCAUCCGGAAACGUGGCAAGAGCAAGUCUCUGUUGGAGUCUUUCCGACAAACCAGCCUGGUGCCGCAGUGGUUGUUGGAAUGGAGGUGCGUGCUUGUACCUUGAUUUCAGUCGAGCUGAAGGACUGCUGCCCUGCCAUCUUCUCGCAGGUUGAUCUCAAACGAUGCUUGAGAAGAGCUGACUGGCGGUCGACUUCCUCCAAGCAGGCAUUGUCCAUGUUGCAGAGGUAUGCAGGCUCCUUGCCCACGGGAUCAUCUCCCCCAGAGUGGCAACUUCUUUGUCGAGGAAUCCGGGCUUUGGCUUCGGAGGAGCCUGGCAUGGCUGCAGAGCUCUGCGCAGAACGCGUGUGCAAGCUGGCGGACUCCUGGCCGGACUCAGAAGAGCGUUGUCGAGAUCUCAUCUCCUCCCUUCUGGAUGCUAUGAGCCUGGAAAGGUUGGCCGAGGCAGCCACAGCUUUGGAGGUCUUUCUGAAAAGGAGUCGUGCAUCAGCGUGCAAGCUUCCGGGUUCCAACGAGCCCGUCUUUCACCACAUCACCUUCGAUCAUCUGUUAAGUACACCCAGACUGCACGCUCUCCUGGAGGCCGUCCUGAAUACGAAUGCCGCCGAUGUCAAGGCCAUACUGCAACGACGCUCUGCAAGCAGCCGGACGGCGUCAGAGCUGCUGUGGAGGUACUUUCAACGGCAAGGCCAUGACAGGCCUGCAUGGGCGCAGCUUCAGCGUUUGGUCGAGGCACCUGAACAGUUCUACAACUUGAAAGACCGCAUCAGAUAUCUCCACCUCGCUCAGGAGCAGCGCAAGAGCGUGAGCUCUGCGUCCUUGCAAGAAGAGCUUGCGUUGAGACUGGGGGCGGCCGAAAAGCUCCAGCAACCCUUGCUGAAGGAGCUGCUGGUCUUGGCAGGGAACGAGAAGCAAGAUGCAAGGUGGCGUGAUGCAGCCCGCAAGCGCUCUUCAGAACUACAGCACCUGAGGAGUGCGCGUGAGCUCUACGAGGUGGCCGGUGAGUUCGGGUUCUGGCAUCUGCAACUGGGCAUCGCCGGCUUUUCAGGCGUGAAUAUGGCACAUGAUGUGGCGACGACACUGUGGGCUGGCUUCUUGUUCCCUGCUGAUGGUCCCUACAACUCGCACAGUGACGAGGUAGCUUCACCCAAGCUGCUGUUCCCUUUGCUGAUGCGGCGGCCGCACACAUGUUUCUUCGCCUCCAAGCAGGAGGAGAUGGACGAACGGCAGCUGAAGCCGUCGCUUCUUCGUGAUCGAGUACUCGCAUUUCUGCAGGAGCUCAAGGAGGUAGCUCCAACCAGCCACCAGCUUUGGCACGUGCGAGGGAUUGCGACACUUCUGGAGUUCAGCAGCUGCUUGUGGCUAAAUGCUUUGCAGAAGGUCGGGCAGACAACCGAGUUGCAGGAGAAAGGAGGUGAUGGAGCUGCUGGUUCGUCGCUCAUCGACGAGAAUCGGCUGUGGGUGGCAUUGGAGGUCCUGAUGCAAAAGCCUUUUUCAUUCUCCCUUCCCGACUUGAUCACUUUCUACGCAGCUUGGCAGUACAACACCGGCUUUGCCAUGAAGUUAAUGUUAAGGCAGGAGGAGUAG